AGCAGGGACAGGCCGGGGUGGAGGCGCCGGGAGCAGCAACCGGAGCCCUGACGCGCGCGGAUCAUUGCUCUAUGGGCACAGGGAGUCGUUGAGCGCGAGAAGAGCCCGCUCCCGCCGCCGCCCCGCACCUUGCGCGCCCCGCUCCUCGCGCAGCACCGCUUGGCUCUCCAGGCCCACGCCCCGCGCCCCGCACCACCAUGAACCACUCUCCGCUCAAGACCGCCUUGGCCUACGAAUGCUUCCAGGAUCAGGACAACUCGACGCUGGCUCUGCCGUCCGACCAGAAGAUGAAGACCGGUACGUCGGGCCGGCAGCGCGUGCAAGAGCAGGUGAUGAUGACCGUCAGGAGGCAGAAAUCCAAGUCGUCCCAGUCGUCCACCCUGAGCCACUCCAACCGAGGUUCCCUGUACGAUGGCCUGGCUGACAAUUACAACAACUACGGGACCGCCAGUCGGGGCAGCUACUACACCAAGUUCCAGGCGGGCAACGGCUCGUGGGGCUAUCCGAUCUACAACGGGACCCUCAAGCGGGAGGCGGACAACAGGCGCUUCAGCUCCUACAGCCAGAUGGAGAGCUGGGGCCGGCACUACCCCCGCAGUGGCUGCCAUGCCCCGGGCGCGGGCAGCGACAUCUGCUUCAUGCAGAAGAUCAAAGCCAGCCGCAGCGAGCCCGACCUCUACUGCGAUCCCCGGGGCACCCUGCGCAAGGGCACGCUGAGCAGCAAGGGCCACAAGACCACCCAGAACCGCUACAGCUUCUACAGCACCUGCAGCGGCCAGAAGGCCGUCAAGAAGUACCCGGUGUGCCCGCCCUCCUGCAGCAAGGACCUGUCCUUCAGCCACUCGAGGGCCAGCUCCAAGAUCUGCAGUGAGGAUAUUGAGUGCAGCGGGCUGACCAUCCCCAAGGCCGUGCAGUACCUGAGCUCGCAGGAUGAGAAGUGCCAGGCCAUUGGUGCCUACUACAUCCAGCACACCUGCUUCCAGGACGAGUCUGCCAAGCAGCAGGUGUACCAGCUGGGGGGCAUCUGCAAGCUGGUGGAACUCCUGCGCAGCCCCAACCAGAACGUGCAGCAGGCUGCGGCCGGGGCCCUGCGCAACCUGGUGUUCCGCAGCACCACCAACAAGCUGGAGACGCGCCGGCAGAACGGCAUCCGCGAGGCCGUCAGCCUCCUGGGGAGAACCAGGAGCACAGAGAUCCAGAAGCAGCUGACUGGGCUGCUGUGGAACCUGUCCUCCACGGAUGAGCUCAAGGAGGAGCUGAUCGCAGAAGCCCUGCCGGUCCUGGCCAACCGAGUCAUCAUCCCCUUCUCCGGCUGGUGUGACGGCAACAGCAACCUGUCCCGGGACACCGUGGACCCCGAGGUCUUCUUCAACGCGACAGGCUGCUUGAGGAACCUGAGCUCCGCGGAUGCGGGCCGCCAGACCAUGCGAAACUACACGGGGCUCAUUGACUCCCUCAUGGCCUAUGUCCAGAACUGCGUGGCGGCCAGUCGCUGUGAUGACAAGUCUGUGGAGAAUUGCAUGUGUAUCCUGCACAACCUCUCCUAUCGCCUGGAUGCCGAGGUGCCCACCCGCUACCGCCAGCUGGACUACAAUGCCCGUAACACCUACACCGAGAAGUCCUCCACGGGCUGCUUCAGCAACAAGAGUGACAGGAUGAUGAACAACAACUACGACUGCCCGCUUCCCGAGGAGGAGCCCAACCCCAAGGGCAGCAGCUGGCUGUACCACUCCGACGCCAUCCGCACCUACCUAAACCUCAUGGGCAAGAGCAAGAAGGACGCCACCCUGGAGGCGUGCGCAGGCGCCCUGCAGAACCUAACAGCCAGCAAGGGGCUGAUGUCCAGUGGCAUGAGCCAGCUGAUCGGGCUGAAGGAGAAGGGCCUGCCGCAAAUCGCCCGCCUCCUGCAGUCUGGCAACUCAGACGUGGUGCGGUCUGGUGCCUCCCUCCUAAGCAACAUGUCCCGCCACCCUGUGCUGCACAGAGUGAUGGGGAACCAGGUAUUCCCAGAGGUGACCCGCCUCCUCACCAGUCACACCGGCAACACCAGCAACUCAGAAGACAUCUUGUCGUCGGCCUGCUACACCGUGAGGAAUCUGAUGGCCUCCCAGCCACAGAUGGCCAAGCAGUACUUCUCCAGCAACAUGAUCAACAAUGUCAUCAACCUGUGUCGCAGCAGUGCCUCCCCCAAGGCUGCAGAGGCUGCCCGACUCCUCCUGUCUGACAUGUGGUCCAGCAAGGAGCUGCAGGGGGUCCUCCGACAGCAAGGCUUCGACAGGAACAUGUUGGGAGCUUUUCCCGGGACCAACACCUUCAGGAACUUCACCUCCCGGUUCUAAGAGGCUGCCCACGCAAGCUCAGCUUGCAGACGUGACGUGACUAGCUGAGAAGCCACGGGUCUUCUGCCCACCUGCACAGUAUUCGGAAACAUUCAAACACAGCUGAAAGCAAAUCGGGAUGCUGUGGAUAAUGAAAAUAUUUUUAGAUUCCUUUUUUUCCGGGGGUGGGGGGGGA
This is a messenger RNA of Phacochoerus africanus (Common warthog), 2514 nucleotides long. It is a transcript of the gene PKP1, whose product is annotated as plakophilin 1. Gene Ontology annotation, cellular component: plasma membrane; nucleus; cytoplasm. Gene Ontology annotation, biological process: intermediate filament bundle assembly; cell-cell adhesion; cell-cell junction assembly. Gene Ontology annotation, molecular function: cadherin binding. The transcript is spliced from 14 exons. The record is from RefSeq and is a predicted model, not a curated record. The coding region runs from base 198 to 2339 and encodes 713 amino acids. Lineage: Eukaryota; Metazoa; Chordata; Mammalia; Artiodactyla; Suidae.